UGCCCCAUAACGACACUCGUUGUUUAUCUUACUCCAGACUAGUACACCAAGUAGUAGUUGUACUAUCCGUUAUUGUUGUGUGUCUACACGUCGUAGGUGUGCUACCUCAAAUCCGUCGUUAUUAUACAACCACAUCGUGUCGUUGUACUACCUCAAAUGCGUCGGAGUUCUGUUACUUAACGUCGUAGUUAGUCCAGGCCAGUACACAUCCUAGUUGCCUUCUUACGUCGCCGUUGGAGCUCUCGCCGCGGCACUAAAAGACCUCGUUUCGGGGCCAACGCGGCGCCUCCGGGGGCCGGACGACAUUCUCGACGGUCCCGGUGGAGCGUCGGCGACGUCGGACCGUGGAGGAGGACGAAGAAGAGGCCGGUGGCGGUGGCAGGGCGUCAAAAUGGCGGCCGACGAGGGUGCGCAGUAACACGUCGUGACGUAAGAGCACACGGACCGACAGAUUUACAGACGCCAGCGCGGAGCACGCUGCUAGCCUAGCCGCGGUUGGGACACCCAAGCAAGCAAGAUGUCGACCGAGCACAAAUGGCGUAAAAAUGGCCGUUAAGUGGGUCGAGGUCACAGCAUCCGCGCUGUAGAAGAAGCCUUUAACCGUGUGGAAGGAUGUUUAUGAGGCGCCUGGUAAGACAUACAAAACGCUAAAUGGUUCCAUCCCUUAGACGUGUGGGAUGUGUCGAUGGCCUCUAAGACGCAGCAGGAAGUGAUGGUGCUUGACAUCGGCGGGGCGGCCAGCCCUGCAGCCGCCCCUGACUCCAACUAUCCGCCUCGCCGCUUUGGUCAGGCUGGCCGAGUCGUACAAGGCUCAAAUGGAAGUUACAAAGUGGCGACUGUGACUGGUGAAGCCGACAUGCAAUCAAAAACAUCCAGCGGCAGACCCACAAAACUUCCCCGGGAGGAUCUCCUGACACCUGAGAGCACCCACAGAGGCAUCCAAGUGACUUUGGACAACAACAACAUGUGGAACGAAUUCUUUAGGUGUAAAACCGAGAUGAUUCUGACCAAGCAAGGCAGCAGGAUGUUUCCAUAUUGUCGCUUCCGUAUCUCGGGAUUGCAGCCGUCCAGGAAGUACGUUUUAAUUAUGGACAUUCAGCUGGUAGACCAGAGUCGUUACAUGUGGACUGGCACCAGCUGGAAGGUGGCUGGGAAGGCAGAACGUCACGUGACAAGUUCGCCGUUUGCGCAUCCCGAGUCACCUUCCCCGGGUCACUACUGGAUGCAGAAUCCAGUUUCUUUUUACAAACUGAAGCUCACCAGCAACAUGGCCGACCAGGAAGGCAACACUAUACUGCACCCAAUGCAUCGCUACUUGCCACGUUUACACGUGGUCCAGACGGAGAAAGCUGCUAAAGACAUUAAGCUCAAUGCCUCAAAUGUUGCGACGUUCACAUUUCAACAGACUGAGUUCAUGGCUGUCACUGCGUACCAGAACUGCCAGUUUUCCCAGCUGAAAGUCCACUACAACCCGUUUGCCAAGGGUCUCAGAGAGGAGGGGGUUGGUUCACUAGGCCCGAAGCUGAAAUCCAACCCAGAUGGAGCUGCAGCAACCAGUCAGCAGCAACCGCUAAAGAAAAGCUUGAAGUCUUUGCUUGCAAAUCAUAAAGCUCGAAGCUCCCUGGACACAAAAUCUCCGGCGAGGGCUUGUGUCCAGGAAGCAUCCUCUGGAUCUUCACCCAGAGUUAUGACGAACAGUAUCUGCAACUCACGGCCAGCAGAAAAAUUAAUUGGGGACAUCAUUCGAGAGGCGCACAUUUCCCUGACAAGAUGCAACAUGGACUCUUUAAGCGCCUCACAAAGACUUGUGCAAACAAACACUAAAACCACUGCAGGAAAAGCCAAUAGCCAAGAUGUUCACAAUGCAGACAAGAAGUCUACAAAGUCCUCUAGUGAACCUCCACCACAGGGAAAGAGUGGCGCUGCGCAUAGUGUGGUCGUUUCUGAGGCUAAAUGUCAGUCCGAGGUCCAGGUCAUGCCCGGUGUUAAACGUCCUCUUCCUCUGCCAGCCCUGGCUCUGUUCCUAAAAAAGCAUUCCACUAAGACCAAGACCGUCAAGAGCAAAUUGGAAUCUGCCUCCAUGCAAAUUCCCGCAGAGGUCCAAACCAGAACAGGGACAGCUUCAGCUAAUCAGGAUGGCAGCAUAAGUGAAAUCAUAAGUGAAUCAGACCAAAUGACUGCAAAUGUCUUGGAAAAAGAAUCUUUUCAACAUAUCUCUAUUCUAUCCUUUGAAGACACGGCGGCUUCUCCAGAAGCAAUACGAUCAAGAACUAAUGAUCAUGUACUGGUGAGCCCAGCUCCUGAGCCAGAAAAAACAGUGUUCCCUGAGGUUGAGGAGCCACUUGGUAGCCACAAGACUUUUAUUUGUUCCACUCUACCCACCUCCCCUUCAUCUCCUGUUUUGUCUCCACUGUUGGACACGGAAUUAGAUGCUCCACACGUGCCAACUGCCAUGUCCUCAGAGUCUAAGUGUGGUGAUUUCCUUUCUGAUACACCCUGUUCACCUUUUGGCUUUGAGUCUUUGUCCCCUGCAAGUUCACCGGAUCCACUACCUUCUCUACCUCCCACCUUCGCAUUAGACCUGGAUUCUGCCCCCUCCAAGCCUUCCGAGAGUUUGCCGCUAAGCAAAGACUCUGCCUCGUCUGUCUUUAAGUGGCAUACAGUGUUACCUCUUCCUGAGCCCUACGUACACCCUUCCUUUGAAGUGUUCCAGCCCACAUCACAGAGUCUUUCACUGGGGUCCACUUUGUUGCCUUCCCAAACUCUUGCCGAUGUUCCAUCGCAGUCGUCUGAACUUGUCCAUUCGGAUCCCUCCGCUGUCGAUUCUCUUUCCUUUCAAGAGAGUGAGCAGCCGCUGCCUUUUCCGGGAGAACUGUCUCCCCUCACACUUCCGUUGACACUCUCACCAACAUUCUCUUCUUUGGACGGAGACGCUUUGUCGCCCAUGCCUUCCAUUGCAGACCUAGUGCACUUUUUUUCUACGGAGGAGCACCUUGGAAUGGGGGUGGAGUUUCCAAACACGGAUUUGCCAACACCUCCCUGCCCGCCCGAUGUUUCUGGAGAAGCUCAUGGAUCAGCACAUCCUGCGCAUGUCCCAAUGGUCCCGUCCCCAAAACAUUUGAAGGGCAAAAAGAAGGUUCGUCGGCGAAAACCUGCCAUAUCCGAUUUGGAACAGAAGACUGACGACUCUGCCUACACGACCAUGAAGCCUAACCUGGAAGAAGUUGAGGAGCAGCUUUUUAUCUCCUUCACAUCAAAGGAGGCUCUCAAACUUCAUAUCGCUGAUAGCGACGCGCAAGAAGCAAACAGCCAGCUUGCGUCAUCACCGUCAGAUGUUCACCUGCAGCAGUCGACCGAAGAAAACACCCACGAAGACACAAUUGCUGCCCUUGAGCAAGUACUUCUCAAAGACGUGAAGAUGAUGAAGCACCAGCAGAUCAUCCACCCGGUGCUACAAGAAGUUGGACUGAAGAUGAAUCUGCUGGACGCCAGUCUGUCCAUCGACCUCCAGUACCUGGGUGUCCGUCUGCCCAUACCUCCUCCGGGAUCCACCCUGCAGCCCCCUAGCCAGGAGCUGCCGCCGUUACAGGGCACUUCUGGAUCUUUUGUGUCGAGAACCGGAAAGACUACAGAUGUAACGCAGAUUAAAGGUUGGAGAGAAAAAUUCAGUCCAUCGGAACCUUCAGUGGCCCCUUCACCCCCCAAGGCCGAAGUGUGCGUCAGCUCGGAGCAGCCCAAGAAGAACUUGUCGGCAUUCUGCAGCGACAUGCUGGAUCAGUACCUGGAGAGCGAGGCCAAGCUGAUCGACCAGCGCGUGGCCAGCUUCUCCCAGCCGUCGGCGGAUUCACUGCCCAUCUAUGAGCUUCCCGCCAGCAGCAGCAGCUACGUUCGCACGCUCGGCAGCGUCCUCAAGAAGCAAAGCGCCGCCUCGCCCGCCUCGGACCUCAUCUCUGGUUUUGUCCCGCCUUCUAAGAGAGCCAAAGCCCCCAUCAGGCAGUUCAAGGCCUCCAGGAAACUUGAGAGGAAGCAGAAGACUUCCAAACCUGUGGCGAAUCCUGGUCUGGCGCCGUCUUACCCAACGGUCCCCACCUCGACAGAUGCCCCCCAGCUCCCAGCACCCCUCGCAGAACCUCCAAAACCAAAGAAAACUCCCCCCGCAGUCCGCCCUAUGGAAAGCACCCUAUUCUCCUCCACCGCUCAGUCUCCUCCCCUCGAAAGGAAGAAGAGACUCAAACGUAACAUAAACGCCCCCCUGCAGUCUCACUCUGGAGAGGACGGUGCGGACCUAACGGGUUCCCUGAAACCGGCACUGACCCGAGGUCUGCUGAGGCAGAAAGGCCUGGAGGAUGACGCCGUGUGGGGCGGGCAACCUCGCACCUUCGUCACGGAGGAGAGGGCCUCCAUUGCUCUGACGUCGCUUUUCACCUUGAAGGGUUUUGUGAGCGACAAUCCCACCGCCCCCAUCCUGCUGCCCCGCAGGCCGGAACCCGCCUGCCUCAACGACUUCUGCCGGCUGGGCUGCGUCUGUUCCAGCUUGGCCUACACGGCCCGGGUCAGCCACUGCGGGCGGCCGCAGUGCAUGCUGGGAUGCAGCUGCCUCAAGCAGAAGGUGGUUCUGCUCAAGAACCUGGACGGCUCCGAUUCCAGCCCCUCAAGCCACGGCGGCAGUAAGAGGAAAAAGAGAAAGCGGAUGAAGAUGGCCUACAUACUUAAGGAGGCCGACAGCGUCUCUCAGCCUGCUGAACGUGUCCGGACGCUCUGGAAUAGGGACAACCGAGACUCUGACCUGGAGCAGACCCAUGUCUCAGAAGCUUCCUCCAUUUCCCCCUGCAUCGCCUUCACUGGAAUAUUGCCAAAGAAAACCGGAAAGGAUGCCAGCAGCUGUGCCCGAGUGAGAAGAUUUGUAGGAAAGUCUGGAACAACGCAGCAGGUCAGAGCUGACCCAGUUAAGAAGUCCACCCACCAAACGUCCAGUGACUCCUCCAGCAUCUUCGUCCAGAAGCCGUACAGGAAGCCCAAACGUUGCAAGAAAGUCAGAACUCUGCGACCAGAAGGGAAGCCACUUGAGCCAGCGGCAUCCAUUUCACCUCAGCCAGCGCCAUCCAGUCCACCUAGGCUGGCGCCGUCCAGUCCACCUCAGUGCGUUUCAGAGGAGUCAAGGCCAUCGAGACGUCUGACCAUCCUCACCGAGUGUCGUUGGAAGUGCGACGAAGACCGUGAUCACGUGCUGAAGACGCUGUGCGAGGCCAUGGCCCAGGACCGACUGGACAAGGUCUUCUGGACUAGGAAGUACCAGAUCAAUCCCAUCAGUCAGACGGUGGAGGACAACAGCACCAUCCACUACAAAGUCCUCAUCAGCAAACGAGAUGAAGCUCAGCAGGACAAUCACACAAUGCAGGAGGUAGAGCCUGUGGAAGCCUGGCAACGUGAGGUCACGGAGGAGGACUUUGUGGAGGACUGGCCUCAAGAGCUUAACGAACGUAACACGGAAGAGGAGUCGGCGGCCUCGCAUGAACAGGUGCAUGCUGGGAGUGAGCAGACGGACAAGAGGCAGAGCAGCGUCCAGAUGGGUCUGCCCUUCCUCAGUGGAGUUUCCACUGCCGGCUUCCUGUCGGCCGGCAAAAAGCUGCCAGGUGGCGGGAACUCCAUCCAGGUGAACGGGAAAAUGUAUCCUUUGGCCAAGAUCCAGUUGGGCGAGAUGGGGGCGCUCCAUCCUGCCAACCGUCUGGCGGCGUACCUGACGGGCCGCGUAGCGGCCACAAGGAAGCAAGGGGCUCUUCCAGCCUUACCCGAGCCCCAACGGAUGUCUUCGCCCUUCUCCGUGCUGACUUGCCCAACCGCCACCUCCACGCCAACCGCCGCCGCAAUAGCACCAGCCACCUCCACAUCAACCACCACCUCCACGUCAACUGCCACCUCACGGGCACCAACCACCCUCACACCAACCACCACCUGCACGCCAACCGCCGCCUCCACGCCAACCGCCACCUCAAUAGCACCGGCCACCUCCACAUCAACAACCACCUCAACGGGACCAACCACCAUCACACCAACCGCCGCCUCCAUGGCACCAACCACCUCCAUAUCAACCACCACCUCCAUGUCAACUGCCACCUCCCAGUCAACCACCACCUUCACGUCAUCCGUCACCUCCACAGCAACCGCCACCUUCAUGUCAGCCACCACCUCCACGGCAAACGCCACUUUCAAGUCACUCGCCACCCCCACGUCAACUGUGACCUUCACGUCAACCGUCACCUCCUCAGCAACUGCCACCUCCAAGUCACCUGCCACCUCCACAGCAACCGCCACCUCCAAGACAACUGGCACCGCCACACCCGCCCCCGCCGUCACUUACAUCUUCGUCCCACCGCCACCAUCAGGGUCCUCAAUGGUUCCACUUCCGCGCCCCCGCAUCACGAUUCCAGGCCCACCGCGCCACCAGGUGCCCACCACCUCUGCCGUCAGGAUGAUUCUGCGGCAGGUGCAAAGCACAUCAGGCGUUCGCUACUACCGCAGACCGGACGGCAAACUGGUGCAACUGAUCCCUGUCAGCCAGCUGAGAGCAACCACCCCCGCCAAGGCCGGUUCCAAGAAGCCGUCCGUCCUCACGGCUUCUUCUCUCGCGGCUCCUGCGAGUAGCAUCGCCGGUCCAAUGCUGCCAAGCUCUGCCUCCAGCCUCUCUGGCUUCAAGUCUUUCACGGUGAACCGUGUCUCUGUCCCAGUCCGCUCGGAUUCUACAUCCCUGGGUCAGAACACCAUCACCCACAGAAUUAUUUCCACCACAUCCGCAAAAAAUCCCGUCCCCGGCCAGGUGACCGCCCCGGACCUCGUCAUCUCGGAAGUCCGCAGCGUGCAACCGGAGAGCAAACCUGUGACCCUCCUGAACGUUCCGAAAGAUCCAACCACGCGGCUCUCCGGUGGGACUCCUAUGGAGUCAGAAGUCACAACCGCACCACCUCCUUUGUCCACGUCACCGGAGCCCGCCAUGGACCUUGCAGACCUGGAUGUGGUCUGUAUUGUGGACGACGUGGGCAUGCAGGAGCCCAAGCACAUCAUUGAGGAGAUCAACCUGGUGGACUCAUCCAGCGACGAGACGGAUCACUCGUCCGACUUCACGGACGAGUCCAGCGGCCAAGAGAAAGGCCACCACUCUGUGGACAAUAAACAGGUCCAUAAUGCCUUGGCGAGGGUGCAGCGGCAGAAGAUGUCGCGGAUGGUUGCCGAGUUGAGGAACGAACUCCAUCUGGAGGAGGUCGUAUCCACCGCUUCCACGUUGCAUGAGGUAUCGGCAUUUGCACCAAGAGAAGCUACUUUAGCCACCUGUGUUUGGUUUCAGGCUGUCCAGGUAAUUGAGGAGCUCAGAGCCACCGAGAAGCGUCUGAAGAGGAAAAAGAUGUUGCUGAUCAGGCAGCGGGAGCGCCUGAUGGCCGUCCUCGUUCCCUCAGCGCGUGACUGCGGCGGUAACAGCUCACAGACAGGAAGUCAAGACAGCGUGAAAGAUGAUGACGCCGAGAAGACAAAUCACGCCAAUAGAAGCGACAGCGACCCCACCGUCGUUCCGGGCCCUCCCUCGCCCGAGCCGCGCCCGACAUCGCCGGCGACCGCCGCCUCCGGUGGCCGGCCGCCCGGUCGGCGGUCAGAAGCCUCUUCCGGCGACGACGUCGUAUUCGUAUCCUCCGUUCGGAAGCUUCCCGACGAACAAGCUCCUCCCGCCCCCGGCCCGGUCGCCCCGCCCCCUCCCUCGCCGAAGCCCGCGGCCGUCGAGCCGCCCGCCGCCUCCCGCGGUGCGCCGGGGGUGAGGAGUCGCCCCAAGACGAUGCCCAACAUCCUGUCCCGCUGCAAGACCCUCGGCCCCCCACCUGUCGUGAGCGGCGACCUCGCCAGCUUCCAGGCCAUCCUGCCCGCUGAGCUUCUGUCGGUUGUCGGGGCCGCGUUGCCGGGGCAACCCUUCCUGACGCUGACCCCGCUGAUGGCGCCGCCGGAGUCCCCGUCUUCUUCUGCGGCGACAGGCACGGCAACGGUCACUCUGAGCCUGCCCUGUCUGACCGAUGAGCACGCGGCGAUCCCCCCGGUUCCCGCCGCGAUGUCGCUGCCGGCUCCGCCCCCGGGUUCGCCGGCCCCUCUCUCCCCCGUCCCCGCUGAGAACCGCCUCUCCUCCGGGGAUGAGGGUUCGGGCCUAAACGGCCACGCGCCGGUCCCUCCCCCCCUGCUGCUCGCCGAGACCACGGCACCCGGUGGCGCGGCGCCUCAUGGCGAGGGCGUGUCGUGGAGGCCCAUGCCCAGGUUGGUUCCGCUGGGCCUGCGCGGGGCGCCGCCCACGUGAUGACGUCGCGAGGAUCGGACGCUCUGCUGUUGCCUUGGCAACCGUUCACGGAUACUUUGUUUGUUUGUUCCAAAAGUUUAUUUUUCUACGUUGUAAUUACAAAAUGGACUUCUGCAACACUAAUUUAAAUAAAGUUGACCACAUUUAUUUUA
Messenger RNA from Phyllopteryx taeniolatus (common seadragon), 8478 nucleotides. RefSeq names its product MAX dimerization protein MGA a (gene mgaa). Gene Ontology annotation, cellular component: nucleus. NCBI's taxonomy places the organism in Eukaryota, Metazoa, Chordata, Actinopteri, Syngnathiformes, Syngnathidae. Gene Ontology annotation, molecular function: DNA-binding transcription factor activity, RNA polymerase II-specific; protein dimerization activity; RNA polymerase II cis-regulatory region sequence-specific DNA binding. Gene Ontology annotation, biological process: cell fate specification; positive regulation of DNA-templated transcription; regulation of transcription by RNA polymerase II. The transcript is spliced from 22 exons. The record is from RefSeq and is a predicted model, not a curated record. The coding region runs from base 686 to 8326 and encodes 2546 amino acids.